AACCAGCUUUUUUCAGAUGACAUGGCCGCUGAGGGAUUUGACGGCGGAGCGGUGGCGGCAUGCAUAAUCCUGGGCCUGUCCUUUCUGAUUGGGACCCCGGGGAACCUGCUGGUGAUCUGGACCAUCCUGCGCCACGUCAAGCAGCGUUCGCACACAGUGGUGCUCAUCCUGCAUCUGGCUGCUGCCGACCUGCUGGUGCUCAUCACCUUGCCCUUGUGGAUCUACUCCAUGGCCCACUCCUGGGUUUUUGGGGAGGCCUCCUGCAAAGCCAUGGGGUUUGUGAUCAACGGCUGCAUGUAUAGCAGUGUUUUCCUCAUCACCCUGAUGAGCGUGGAGCGCUUUGUGGCAGUGUGCUAUCCCUUUGCCUCAGUAGGCUGGAAGAGAAAGAAAGCACUAAGUAAAAUACUGCUUGUCCUGUGGACUACGGCCUUCUUGUUCAGCGUGCCCACCCUUUUGACCCGUGUUGUUGAUAAGGAACAGGACUCUGGUGAAGAGCACUGUUUGUACAACCAGUACGACUCAGCCACCCAGGAGAUGGUGUGUUUGCUCCUGGAAACCCUGGUGGGCUAUGUGUUGCCAUUUUCUGUCCUGGUGGUGUGCUAUGGCUGCCUAUGCACCCGCAUCACUCAAAUGACCUUCAAGUCCAAACGCAAAUCUACAGUCCUCAUCGCCAGUGUCGUGGUUGUGUUUGCCUUUUGCUGGACACCUUAUCACAUAGCAAACAUACUUUCACUCGUUAUCCUCGCCAUGGACACGUCCUUCCCGCAUAUUGGCGAUCGUCUGGAGGAUGUGCGCACCGGCAUGGCUUUCGUCAGCGGCGCCAUGGUCUUCAUCGGCAGCACUGUGAACCCUGUCCUCUACAUGUUUGCCGCUCGGUCCUUCCGCAGCUCCUUGCGGGACACCGGCAUUCGUAAACUCUUCCGACACAUCUCCAGCACCUCUCCAGGGGAGGGCAACAGGGAAUUCUCCAUUGUGUCCAAGAGACAGAACAAUCAAACCAGCAGCUCUCAUUGUGGGUCAAAGGAGCAUGUGGACCUUUGUGAAAAUAACAUAACCUAGCGAAGUCAAAGGAUGGUGUACAGCAGGGUUUUUCAAUUGGCAGCCAGUGGGCCAAAUUUAGCCCCUGAAUGACAUCAGACCUUGGGAUUUUGUUAUGCUAAAGAACAGCAGAGCACUUUUAUCAUAUGCAGGACUUUUUUUUACCAGUAUCCUUUGCAGUAGACCUCUCCUGUUAUAUACAGGAGAGCAGGAGUGUGGCAAAGUGUGGCACAGUGAGCCUCCCCUAAGAGAACAUAAAAUGUCUAGGUCCAUAUUGAAGAUCUGACACAAGUUUUUUAGCAGCAGCUCCCUAAAAGCAGCAGAGCAUUUACUAACGUAAAGAUAUUGCCCUGUAUGUGACUGUACUUUAUAUAACUAUUUGUUUAUUGUGUCUGAAACUCCGAACAUGGAAGUACUCUUACCAAAAUAUUUGAAGCAGCUCUCAGUAUAAUGUAGUGUAGUGGUACACCACUGCAAACUACAACCACAAUAUUGUUCAAAUAAUAUCUCUCCGACAGUGUCAAUCAAAACGUUUAAGGACGGUGUAUGUGUGGUCAUGUACAGCAAAUAUACGUCAAUAUUUUUAAGUUUAUUUGUUUGAAAUAUAGCUACUUUUUAUCACAAUGCUAAUCAGUUGAACUUAAUGUUAUGUGUGAUCUACAUAAUGUGAGGUGUGUAAUUAGUAAUUAAGAGGGAAAAGACUUACAUAACAUAUUUAAGUGACAAUAAAAUUCUAUACCAAAUGCGUACUGUUUAGACUAGUUUAUUUAGUAUAGCCGUAUUGUGAAAUACAGUUCAAU
Molecule: messenger RNA, 1838 nt
Organism: Dunckerocampus dactyliophorus (ringed pipefish)
Lineage: Eukaryota; Metazoa; Chordata; Actinopteri; Syngnathiformes; Syngnathidae
Exons: 1
Coding region: 22-1059 (345 amino acids)
Biological process (GO): G protein-coupled receptor signaling pathway; immune response
Cellular component (GO): membrane
Molecular function (GO): G protein-coupled receptor activity
Source: RefSeq, a predicted model, not a curated record